GCUCAACCUUACCUUUACUGCGCAAAAGAUGGCGACUCCGACCAUAACUCCUAAAACUUCCACAUCAUCAGUGGAGCUGACUGGUUCAGGUAUGACCCCAUCAAUUCACUGUACUCAAUUGACUGACAACGUUGGCGGUAGCAAAGCUCCAAGAUGUGACCAGGCUCAUGAAUGAGCUGAAGGAGGACCUGCAAGAGAUCAAGCUUCUACCACACCGUAUGCUGAUUACCUGUGAUCGCAACAUCUACUUGAGAAGCUAUCUAAUGAAGAAAAUAGAGCGCGACGCAUAUCUUGAGCAAGUCAAAGUCUAUGGCAGAGACCCCACCAACGCUGAUCCCAUAUUCAUGAAAGAGGUAGGCUGGAGCUUCAGCAAGAGAACUUGACCUUUGACUGAUGCUUGAUAGGGCAUAGAAACUCUGACUCGACAUGCCUUCAAUAGCCCCUCCCUCACAACCUCUCGAAAUGCCCUCCGAUGCCUUGCGAAUGCCAUGCUACUCAAGCCUGAAACCAGACAAAUGCUUGUGGACUUGGGGUACAUGUCGAAGGCUUGCGGGAAGCUGAAGAAUGAUAACAGAGAUGAUGAAUUUUUGGUCUCGCGAAUCAUCUUCAUCACUACCUACGGUACCACGAUCGAUAUCGCAAAACUCAUCGAUGAGGACCAGCUCGCGGAGUACGUUUGUCAAAAUAUUGCCAGGCAAGCAAAGACAAUUGUGAAGCCAAAAAAGCCUGCGGACCCGAUGCAAGAUAUGGCUCUGGUGGAAUCGCUCAAGUUACUCUUCAACCUUACACACUUUUGCCCCCAACGGAAGGUAGCUUUCUCCCAUGCUCUCCAACAUAUCCUUGUCCUCAUAAGCAAGGUCCCCAUUUCUUUAAGCAAGCCUAUGGACCCUCCUGUUGCUCAGCUUGUCAAUGCACUCAUCAACCUCGACCUGAAAAACAAAGACAACAUUUCGACACUUUUCCCCAAGGCUACCCCAAAUAUUUUUCUGGAUUGUUUGGUCGACAUGCUAGAGAAAUCAACAAAGGUCUACUCAGACAGCGAAAUAGAACAAUUGGUCUCACCCCUUCUCACGUUGCUUCGAGUAAUGUAUGAAGUUGCGCCGGAAGAAGUAAAGGUACAAAUGCGCAAAGUUAUACUCCCGUCAAAUACAGACCGUGACCAACCGCUGGGGAGAGCGGAAACCGUGCCAUCGCGAUUGCUACAUCUCUCCACCAACCCUAUAAUCCCACAAACUCGCGAAGCAGCCUCAAGUCUACUUUUCGAACUGAGCGACAAGGAUGCGUCAAAGUUUGUCCAAAACGUGGGUUAUGGAUUUGCCUCUGGGUUCCUGUUCUCACAUAAUGUUCCUCUUCCGGCCAAUACUUUGGAGGCGGGUAGUACGAGUAGCAACGAGAGAGCCAGUCAGGAUAGCCAAAAUCUGGAUGGGAGAAUUAAUCCGAUCACAGGACAAUUCCUUGAUAAGGAGGAGAAGGUUGAGAUUGACAUGACCGAUGAAGAGAAGGAGCGAGAGGCGGAGAGAUUAUUUGUUCUUUUCGAAAGGUUGGUUUCUUUCUUCUUUCUCAUUACCAUAUCUUGCUCUUGAAUGUCCUAACUAUUCAUAGAUUGAAGAAAACUGGGAUCGUAGAUAUCCAAAAUCCUGUGGCACAAGCGUUCCAAGAGGGCCGAUUUGAGGAACUGCCAGAUGAUGCUGAGUCUGAUUAAUUCUUGCAUACAUAUUUCCGCCUGACAAUCUUCUUUUCUGGGAACGGCUGGGAUGGACUUGGACUAUUUCAAUGUAGCGAGCGAGCGAGUUGAUACCCCACCUUCGUUUGAUACCGUUGGCACUCUUUCUCCGUUCUCGCAUCAUGGGUAUAUCUGGCGUCUGUCUCAAGGGAGGAAAAAUUUCACUGCCUGGGUUACCAGUUUGUAUUGGCGUUUGUUUCUCAAGAUACCAAUUUUUCUGUUUGUCUUGAUGCUUCUAGCAGAUACAUAGGUGCGGGGGAUGUAGCAUAUGAAUCUACGGAUAUUUUCAUUUUUCAA
Molecule: messenger RNA, 2020 nt
Organism: Hymenoscyphus albidus
Lineage: Eukaryota; Fungi; Ascomycota; Leotiomycetes; Helotiales; Helotiaceae
Source: the annotation of a GenBank genome assembly